Molecule: messenger RNA, 6386 nt
Organism: Pungitius pungitius (ninespine stickleback)
Lineage: Eukaryota; Metazoa; Chordata; Actinopteri; Perciformes; Gasterosteidae
Gene: ntrk2a
Product: neurotrophic tyrosine kinase, receptor, type 2a
Exons: 18
Coding region: 831-3266 (811 amino acids)
Biological process (GO): multicellular organism development; trans-synaptic signaling by neuropeptide, modulating synaptic transmission; positive regulation of neuron projection development
Cellular component (GO): plasma membrane; signaling receptor complex; axon
Molecular function (GO): ATP binding; brain-derived neurotrophic factor receptor activity; brain-derived neurotrophic factor binding
Source: RefSeq, a predicted model, not a curated record
AAAGGAUCAACUCUUGACUUAGGCCUCCACUCCGGGACGACAGGUUAUUAAUUAGGGUCUGGUUUGUCCGUGGAGCCCCGUAUGAUUGUGAAAAAUGGCCUAACGAUUUAAUAAGGUGACGCUGAGCCUGGUACAUGCCAGCUGAACACUUGAUGACUGCUCCCUCUUUCUCUCUCGGUAUUUCGUCCUCCCUCAUGUGACGUUUUAGACAUUGCGUCCGCCAUAAUGCUGGUCGCCGUUAAAAAAAAGUCCAACGUCCAACAUAACAACUAAGGACUAUCUGUGGCUCUCUGAUGGCCAAGGUCUCCUCCGUUCACAACUCAAGGCAAGGCCAGCUUAAUGGUUGAUGACCCCGAAGAACACAAGUUCAGCAAGGUGCCCUUGAGCAAGAAACAAGCAUCCCAACAAGCAUCCCCAUCCUGACAUUUGCUCCGUAAAAUACACACCCAUCAAACUGCCACCAACACCAUCUCUGUCAAGAAUCAUUCCAACACUGAGAACACUGUGUCAAGGAAGACUACGAGACAGAGAGAGAGGGAGAGAUAGGGGGAGAGAGAGGGAGAGAGAGGGGGAGGGAGAGAGACAUUUUGAGUGACUGACGUGGAUUCUGGAGGAGACACACGCGGGGAAAGGGACGGCACGCAAUCCUGCUCUUUUCAUUCUGUCACCGAACAGUAAAGACCGAUGCUUUUCUAGCUGUGCCUCCCGCAUCCAGCUCACACAUCGGAUUUUCCCUCCGCUUGGCCGAACCUGGCACUGAACCCAGCCAACCUGGGCCGGGCUGUGGGGGCUGUUCAGCGAGCCUUAUAGCUGAAGUGGGCCACCCGAAGAUGAGCGCCUGGAGACCCGGGAGCGGGGCUCUCUCUUCGCCGGGCACACGUUCCGGGUCGUGGCGGUGCUGGUGGUGGUGGGUUUUGUUCAUCGGGGUGUCAGUGGGCUCCGGGGACCCGUGGAUGUCCGCGGAGGCAUGCCCGUCCUCCUGUACCUGCAGCAGCACCAGGAUCUCGUGCGUGGAUCCGGAACGGGGCAUCAACGCUUUCCCCGUCCUGCAGAGCGAGGCAGAGAUGGAGAACAUCACCGACAUUUACAUCGCCAACCAGGGCAGCUUCUCCUCCAUCAACGACAAAGACCUGCACUACUACAAGAACCUCAGGAACCUAACUGUGACCAACAGCAGGCUAACAUACGUAUCGAAGCUGGCCUUUCAAAAUAACAUCAAAAUACAAUACCUGAAUCUGAAAGAUAACAACCUGUCGUCACUCUCCUGGAGGAUAUUCAAACACCUCAACAUGUCUUAUCUGAUCCUGACAGGAAACCCUCUGCACUGCUCCUGUGAGAACAUGUGGAUCAAGCUGUGGCUGGGAGAGGAAGCGGACACUCAGGAGCUGCACUGCAUUGAGGACGGAGGAGGACGCAAGCUGCUGUCCAGACUGACACUACCCAACUGUGAGGUUCCCAUGGCAACGUUGAGCCCGUCCAAAGUGAGACUAAUGGAGGGGAAGCACGUGGAUCUGUCCUGUGAGACCUCCGGGGUGCCCUCACCUGAGCUGAUUUGGAACAUGGCGUUGGUCUCCAACUAUGAGAUCGAGACCUCGGGGCAGCUUUCGGUGCUACGUCUGUCGAACCUGUCAUCGAUGGACCACAACAGCAAGAUAAGCUGCACAGCUGAGAACAUCGUUGGAGACAAAGAGUCCUCGCUGCUGCUGGACAUACUUUUCCCUCCAAAAAUCCUUAAACUGAGUGAUGCAAUCAAUGACCAUCACUGGUGCAUCCCCUUCAGCAUAUCAGGAAAUCCGAAGCCAGAGCUGCAGUGGUUUCUGAACGAUAAAGCGGUGCCAGAGGGGCCAUUCAUCGAGACCAGGAUUCACGACAUCACAGACAGGGAAUACCACGGCUGCCUGCAGCUGGACAGCCCCACGCACGUCAACAACGGCCGCUACCGGCUCCUGAUCAAAAACCAAUAUGGGUCCGACGAAAGGGAGGUGGAAGCUCACUUCAUGCGCAAGCCCUGGGAUGGUGAGGAGCCUCUCUCUCUCCCUCCCUCUACAGAGGGCCCCCCUGUAGAACCCCCUGAAGACCGAGUCGCUGUGUAUGUGGUGGUGGGCAUUGCUGCUGUCGCCUUCACCGGUUUUCUUCUAAUGUUGGUUAUUCUGAAGUUUGGUGGAAACUCCAAAUUUGGCAUCAAAGGGUCCUCUUCAGUGAUCAGUAACGAUGACGACUCGGCCUCUCCUCUUCAUCACGUGUCUAACGGAAGCAACACUCCUUCGUCCUCAGAGAUGGGCCCUGACGCGGUCAUCAUCGGCAUGACGAAGAUCCCAGUGAUAGAAAACCCCCAGUACUUCAGGAGCACAAACAGCCUGCUCAAAACCGACACGUUUGUCCAGCAUAUUAAGCGACACAACAUUGUGCUGAAGAGAGAGCUGGGAGAGGGAGCUUUUGGAAAAGUCUUCCUGGCUGAGUGUUACAACCUUUCACCUGACCAGGAGAAGAUACUGGUGGCAGUCAAGACGCUUAAAGAGGCCAGUGAGAAUGCCAGGAAGGACUUCCACCGUGAGGCUGAGCUGCUGACCAACCUCCAGCACGAACACAUUGUCACUUUCUACGGGGUCUGCGUGGACAGCGACCCGCUCAUCAUGGUGUUUGAGUACAUGAAGCACGGAGACCUCAACAAGUUCCUCAGGGCUCACGGUCCGGAUGCCGUUCUGAUGGCGGAGGGCCAAACCACCCGACCUGUGGAGCUGACCCAGUCUCAGAUGCUGCACAUCGCCCAGCAAAUAGCAUCUGGCAUGGUUUACCUGGCCUCACAGCACUUUGUGCAUCGCGACCUGGCAACUAGGAAUUGCCUGGUGGGCGAGAACCUGCUGGUAAAGAUCGGAGACUUUGGCAUGUCAAGAGAUGUCUACAGCACGGACUACUACAGGGUCGGAGGUCACACAAUGCUGCCAAUCCGCUGGAUGCCCCCUGAAAGCAUCAUGUACAGAAAGUUCACCACAGAGAGUGACGUCUGGAGUCUCGGAGUUGUUCUCUGGGAGAUCUUCACGUAUGGAAAGCAGCCUUGGUACCAGCUCUCCAAUAAUGAGGUAAUAGAGUGUAUAACCCAGGGUCGGGUGCUGCAGCGCCCCAGGACCUGUCCGAAAGAAGUAUACGACCUGAUGCUGGGCUGCUGGCAGAGGGAGCCGCACAUGAGACUCAACAUCAAAGAAAUCCACUGUCUGCUCCUCAAUCUGGCCAAAGCCUCCCCUGUAUACCUGGAUAUACUGGGCUGAACACAGGCGGAGUGUGUUUCUGUGUAUUUGAGGUUGCAUGCGUGUGUGUGUGUGUGUGUGUGUGUGUGCCAUAGGGUGGAAAGCGGUGACACUUUUGGAUUAAAUGAAGUGUGUUAUUUCUCUGGCAAGUUGUACAGUUAUAGCUGUACAGGAUGUGAAGCUGUUAUCAAACUCUUAGGCAAUCAAAAAAAAAAAAAAAAAAUCUUCAACUCUUCAACUUAAUUCAACCCCUCCCCUCACUCCUUCAUGGAGAGACACUCACUAUGAGUCAUUUAACCUUGUAUGGGGGUGAAAAAGUUUAUAGAUGAAAACUGAUUUACAGGACUUAAGAUUUGAUGACUUCUCGGACAAAGGGAAGUUUCAGAGAAACGCAGCUCUGGGAGGAUUUCCGGAAGCUUCAACCGUUUUUUUGCGUGUAAAUAUGAAGCUGUGUGACGCUCGGUGCUUUGUCGAGACACAUAAAGACACUUUGCGUUUUUCCCAGAUCGGUCCGUCUGGCUGCACGUCCACGAGCAGUAACGUCAGCGUUCAUCCGGAGACAUUUGACUACACGGGGACACGGAGGAAAGACCAGGAGAAGCAAACACAACCUGGUUUCACACCUUUGGACGUGUUGUUGGCCAAUUUCACACAAAAAAAAAAACAACGCAAUCACUCACGACAGAGUGCCUACUGAAGCUGAACUGAACUGCUGGUGAAGAAGGCCGAGGUAUUCUACUAUACGGCGUAGUUGUGAAUCCUUCGACUCUAUAAACUUGAUCUAUAAUAUCUCCUCAUGCAAAAGUCUGAUAUACAUGAUCGUUAGCAUUUGUUCACUCAUAUUUGCAAACUGUUAUUACGCAUUUACUUUAAUUGCUUGGACCACAAUGCAAUACGGCACAGGGUAACAUGAUGACUACUUUUUUUUUUUCUCCCCUGAAGUGACAGAUGCUUCACUUGUGAUUUCAAGCGCUCAUGUCGGAGGUCAAUUGAUCCAUUUGUCCGCAGCUGUGCGAUAAUCGGGAGGUCGUGGUUUGGGGGGGGGGGGGGGGGGGUUGUAAAAGUUGCUGAGGGAUGCUGGGUUUUGAGUGGUCGGGACCACGGUCAGAUGUGUUGGUGACGGCGCAGUUUAAGGUGUGGUUCAUUUGGUCAACCCAUAUUAAAUCAUCAAGGCUCUCAGCACUCAGACAUCCUUGAAAACCACAUCUGUGCUGGAGGCGUAUGGGAACCCCCCCUACACACACACACACACACACACACACACACAAACACGAUAUACCUUAUCCCGGCAGCCCUGCUACACAAACACAUGUUUGAGACACACACACACGCACACACACACAAUGAAAGACACUCAAAACGGGACGAGAAGGAAAUUGAAUUGUGCAUGCUUUAUUAUUUGAGCGGUGCAGUGCUUUAGCUAGGCCCCCGUCCACUGUAAUGGUGUAAUGUAUAUUUCAUUACGGCCUAAUGGGAUCCAUUAGCAAAGUCUCCUCACAGACAUUCAAGACUUAUUGUUUUAUGGCUGAGAAGGAAGGAUAGAGAGGAGAGAAGAGGUGAAGGAGAAGAAAACAGAGGGGGGGGGGUGGUUUGGGGGGGGUGAGGAGCGGUGGAAAGGAGAAAUAAGAGAGGUAAUAAUGCACAUUGACAAACAAAUAGAAGGAGAAAGGAGAAGCCGGUCGGAGUGAUAAAGGUCGGAAUGGGUCGUGAAGAGAGAGAUGGAGGAAGAGUGAGAAGGGGGGAUGGGGGAGAGGAAUGAACGAAUGUCCUCAGGGAGGAAAGUUACAGCAAACAUCUCUCAUCGCCGGCCCCCAGAUGUUCUGUGAAGCCACAAUAUCAACCUCCCGCUCCGAUCACAUCAUUCACACCUCCACCACGCACACACGCAGUUCACAGCUUCUUACUGGCAGUCCACAAACGAGCUCAAUGAUGCACCACGCAUCCCCAUUGAUGAGAACCACUUCACUCACUUACAGAACAGCUCGGAUGUGAGGUCCGACACUUCUAACGCCUGGUUUUGAAUUUUACUGGGACCUUUUUCACCACACGGCUAUUUGAGUUGGCUGUAAAUACAUCAACAUGAACGAUGCAUCUCAUGUGUUGUUUAUUAACAGCAGCACUUGAUGGUAUCGAUGUUUGUGAACUUGAAAAUGUUGAUUUGAUUGAUUUAUAGUAUUCUUUAUAAAUCAAGGAGAAUUUUGUAUAUUUCUUUCUAUAACUAAUUUUGCCUUUCGCAACAGCAAACUGAUAUUGACCACUGGUCUAACUGAUUAUGUUUUAGCUAAUGUGUAAGAUAUCCUUGAGUGUCUGUGUGUGUGUGUUUUUAUGUCGGGGUCCCUCCCAACAGCCUGCCCUCGUGGAAUAAAAAGGAAAGGUGAUGGACGUCUCACCGCGUUCGUAGACUGAGUUUGACCCGGCCGUUGGUGCCGCUGAGAGGAUGCGAGUGGGUUGGUCUUGUCCUCCGGCCCUCAGAGUCCAUCCCUGCUGCAGCCGAGGCCUCAACAGUCAAAAAGACGCCACACGGUGACGGAGGGUAGCGUGAGGGGGGGGGGCCUCACUGGCGGUCAGUUGGCUGCAAAGUGUUUGUAGCCUGCUGUGUGUUUCUUUUUCUAUUUUUUUUUACAAACGGCGUCUGGUUGGACGGCGGGGUUGUUCUCGACGGUCGGGGCCAAUAGGAAGCCGGCUGGCGGAGGGGAAGUUUGUUUGGAAGUUAUUAGUUUAACAGAGAAAAGAUAAAAAAGGAGGAAAAACAACCCCUGCUGUGUGAAUGGAAAAGGAGGCACUGACAAUCACAGACUUUCUCUUUCUCCCUGAACUUCAGUGAAAUAGACUUCCCCACGUUCCUCCUCGAUGCUGCCUGCGCUGUACGCGAUAGCCCUAAAUGUCGGUCCCUAAAAGAGCUACUUUUGCUUUUCUUUCUUUGUGUCACAAAAUAACAGCGAGAGGAAUGAACAAAAAUACUUGUACAAAAUGUGAAUACGCUGCUGCUGCUAACUGCUUUGUCCGAGACUGUGUCGGUAUCUAGAGUGUACUGUUGUCUGCUUUUGUCUUAGAAAUGAGGACAGAGAAGUUGCAUAGCUGCGUGGGAUCUCACUCGUACACAAAACAACACGCAGCACCCCCCCCCCCCCCCCCCCCCCC